Messenger RNA from Caenorhabditis sp. 36 PRJEB53466, 1041 nucleotides. NCBI's taxonomy places the organism in Eukaryota, Metazoa, Nematoda, Chromadorea, Rhabditida, Rhabditidae. The record is from the annotation of a GenBank genome assembly.
AUGCACACUUUGACUUCAAUCGAAGUUCCUUUGCACAUAUUCGGAGCCUACAUCAUCAUAUUCAAAACGCCCAAAUCGAUGGACUCGGCCAGAACCAUCAUCUUUAUCGUUCACACUUUAUGCUCCGUUAUGGACAUUUACUGCACUUUCUUCCUCGUUUUCGUCUUCUGGGUGCCCUCUCCGUCCGGAUAUCCUGUUGGUUUUCUGAGCACUUUGGGCGUGAGCUCCACAAUUCAAACUUUUAUUUUUUUCAACACUCUGCUAGCCACUGGAAUCGGAUUCAUUGGAUUGUUUGAGAAUCGACAUGAUACACUUGUAAUCGGACAGAGCGGAAGGUCCGAAUCACGAAAUUUCAAGAGAUUUCUGUUCUUUGCUCUCACUUUCUUCAUCUGCGCCAGCGAUAUUGUCUAUGUUUUCAUGAGCCUUCCGGAUGUAGAGAUCGGAAGAAUUUCCGUUCAAAAGGUAUCAGGAUGUUAUGAUCAUGAGAGUAACCACAAUCUUCAGCAACAACCGUGCAUUCCGAUGUCUCUCAUCAACAAUCCCGGCUUCAUUCACCUGAACAUCGACAACUAUCUGAUUCCGAUGCUCACCGGAAUCAUCAUAACCGCCCUCUUCCUCCAGGGCUCUUUCUUCGUCAUUUACACCAUUCAUAAUCUAUUUUUCGCCGUUCGAAUCGUCUCCAAAACGACGCAACGAAUGCAACGCAAGUUUUUCGUCGCAAUGAUUCUGCAGGCGCUCAUUCCGGUCACGUCGAUCGUGAUUCCGAUGUACUACUUGUACUUGGCUUGGAGUUUUAGUUAUUACAAUCAGAGUAAGUUAUUAAGAGGGCACUCAGUGCAGAUCAAUCAUUAAGAAUACAACAACUUUGCCGAAAUCGCGUUCGGAAUGAACGGAUUCUUCACCACAAUCGUCAUGAUUAUCGUGCAUCAACCGUAUCGGAAAGCCGUUAAAAACAUGUUCACUGGGACGACUUCCGACGAUAUCGGCUCGAAGAUUUUCAGAAAAAUAUCAGUUGUCCGCACUGCUUUCGUUUCCUCUUGA